AAUGCAUGUUUAGCCAGACAUAUGCAAUAUUUUCUAAGAUACUUCUUUGAUGUUGUUAUUGAUACGAAGUCAUUCUGCCAAACGAAGAAAACAAAUAUUGCUCCAGGAAAUUAAUCUAGUAUUCCUUAUAACCUUACUACUAUCUUUAUCCAGUGUCUCAUUGAACAACAAUGACCUCCAAAUACUGCACCCUGAUCUUUCAAUGUCCAUUUCAAACGCGUCCAUAUUAUUUGGAGAUCUGAACCAUUGGCUCGAAGGAGUGUCAGUCAGCUUCUGUGGUCCCGCCCCCUUGCUCAAAUAUCAAGCGGUGAAUGGUCAACAGACGGGUUGCUACUGUCUUUGCUCGUAACCACAGCGACUUAAUCUGGACCUGGAUGCGUGCUGGAGGAACCUGUUCGCAAUAACAGAGGAUAAAACACUCACUCGAACAUCUCCAGUGGUCAGGUCAACGGAUAGAGAUGCUGUCGGCUUCGCUUAGCACGUUUCACCUGGGCGACCGGAGAGUUUGGUCGAUGUGAGCUUGAGCUUUUUGUUCUGGUCCCGGACGCAGAGCAGCGAUCGCGCUUUGAGAAGAUGAUGCUAAGUCGGCUGAUGAGUGGCAGCGUCAGAAACCUGGAGCGAGAAUACAUGUGUACGGUCAGGCUGCUGGAUGAUACUGAGUAUACCUGCUCCAUUCAGAGGGAUGCCAAAGGCCAGUAUUUGUUCGACCUCAUUUGCCACCAUCUAAACCUACUGGAGAAAGACUAUUUUGGCAUUAGAUAUGUCGAUCCAGAUAAGCAACGGCACUGGCUGGAGUUUACCAAGUCAAUUUCUAAGCAGAUGAAAUCACAACCUCCAUUCAUCAUGUGUCUGCGGGUAAAGUUCUACCCACCAGAUCCUGCUGCUCUAAAGGAGGAGAUCACCAGGUAUCUCGUCUUCCUGCAGAUCAAAAGAGAUCUGUACCACGGUCGUCUCCUCUGUAAAACAUCGGAUGCGGCCAUGUUGGCAGCUUACAUCUUGCAAGCUGAGAUUGGAGACUAUGACCCAGGAAAGCAUCCAGAGGGCUAUAGCUCAAAGUUCCAGUUCUUCCCCAAGCACUCAGAGAAGCUGGAAAGAAGGAUUGCAGAGAUUCACAAGACAGAGUUAAUAGGUCAAACUCCAGAAACAGCUGAGCUGAAGUUCCUGCAGAAAGCACAAAUGCUUGAAACAUAUGGUGUAGAUCCUCAUCCGUGCAAGGAUGUAUCUGGUAACCCGGCUUUCCUCGCCUUCACUCCGUUCGGUUUUGUUGUGCUUCAGGGGAACAAGAGAGUCCAUUUCCUCAAGUGGAACGAGGUGACCAAACUGAAGUUUGAAGGAAAGACAUUCCAUAUAUAUGCAAAUCAGAAGGAGGACAAAAAGAUCAUCUUGACAUACUUCACACCAACUCCAGAGGCCUGCAAGCACCUUUGGAAAUGCGGUGUUGAAAAUCAAGCCUUCUACAAGUUGGAGAAGUCGAGCCAGGUUCGUACGGUGUCCAGCAGUAACCUGUUCUUCAAGGGGAGUCGUUUUCGCUACAGUGGAAGAGUAGCCAAAGAGGUAAUGGAACAGAGUGCAAAAAUUAAACGGGAACCUCCAGAAAUACACAGGGCUGGCUUGGUGCCCAGCAGAAGCUGUCCAUCCAUCACGCAUGGGCCGCGUCUGAGCAGUGUCCAACGGACCCGCCGGAGAGCUGUACACAUAUCCAUCAUGGAAGGUCUGGAAUCCUUGCGGGACAGUGCCCACUCCACUCCAGUGCGCUCCAUGUCCCAUGGCGACUCCUUCAUCCCACGUUCACGGAGCCAGGCAAUGGACUCGGGCGAUGGGACAGCAGUCAUCUCUGAUGAGAGUUACAGUCCCUCUGACAGUGUACUGCCCACACCGGUGUCCGAGUACAGCCUGGAGCUGGCAGUCUCACGACAGAUCAACGGUGCCACCCGCAGCAUUGAGGAGGAGAAAGAGUCAGAGGCGGGAACGCCCACCGUGGGCGACAUGACCGAGUUUGGAGUGGACAGUUUAGUCAAAAGCAUAGCUGGGGAGGCCGCGCUCAGUGAGACGGAACAGGUGAAUAAGUUUGUUUUAAGUGUACUCCGUCUGCUCCUUGUGACCAUUGGACUCCUUUUUGUCUUGCUCCUCCUCCUCAUCAUCCUCACUGAGUCCGACCUUGACAUUGCAUUUUUACGUGAUAUCCGACAGACCCCUGAGUUUGAGCAGUUCCAUUACGAAUACUUUUGUCCCCUCAGACGGUGGUUUGCCUGCAAGCUCCGCUGGGUGGGCGGGCUGCUCAUUAACAAGUGAAAAUGAGGCACUAAAGCUCGUAAAGCCUCCCUUGUUGGGGUUGAGAAGACGCUAAACACGUGGAGAGAGAGAGAGAGAGAGAGAGAGAGAGAGACGGAGGGCAUCGACCUGUCCCAUGAACCAUGAACCCAGUUUCUUUCAUGACACUCCUGCUGACACAAGGGGGACAACCAGGCCCACAGCUCCUCCUCUUCCACUUUUGGUUCUUUCUCCCCCAUCCAUUUUUACACCCUUAUUUCUGUCUUCUUUUUUUUUUUUACAAAGACAAUUUUAUUAUUUAUUUAUUGGUUUCCUUGUUUUGGAUUUAAGGUCAUUUCAGGUAUUUUAUUUUUACAAAAAAAAAAAAAAAAAAAAGGGAAUAUGAAAUAUUUUGCUGCAACAAGAGAAUGUUGCCUUCAGUUAUAUUUAUUUUACAAUAAUAAUUAUUAAAGUCUUAUCAAAGAAUGUUGUGCAUUUAGUCAAGUUGGUAUGUUAUAGUGGGUUUGGAAAGAACGACAAAGUUGAAAACCAAUGCUUUUCUGAGUUUAUGCAUAAUUCAUAUUCAUUCAUCAUUUAACUCUUUAGUAAAUUCUAAAGGCUGCUAUAAUUUACCACAUCAAUGAUCAGAUCAGCAGAGGGUUAUAUGUAAGGUAAGAAUGUGCAAGCUAUUUUGGAAAUGAAAGCUGAGG
This is a messenger RNA of Carassius carassius (crucian carp), 2960 nucleotides long. Its product is annotated as FERM domain-containing protein 5-like. The transcript is spliced from 14 exons. The coding region runs from base 574 to 2292 and encodes 572 amino acids. Gene Ontology annotation, molecular function: cytoskeletal protein binding. The record is from RefSeq and is a predicted model, not a curated record. Gene Ontology annotation, cellular component: cytoskeleton. NCBI's taxonomy places the organism in Eukaryota, Metazoa, Chordata, Actinopteri, Cypriniformes, Cyprinidae.